Molecule: messenger RNA, 859 nt
Organism: Momordica charantia (bitter melon)
Lineage: Eukaryota; Viridiplantae; Streptophyta; Magnoliopsida; Cucurbitales; Cucurbitaceae
Source: RefSeq, a predicted model, not a curated record
AUGGAACUCCAAGAAAACCACCAACCAAGCCAAAGCUACGGCCACCAUAUUGCCCGGAAACUCAACUUCAAUGCGCCCCUUCUCACCACGCGCCGCUCCCCGGCUGCCCUCACUAUUUCUGCCGCUGCUCGGAGAUCGUCCUCGACCUCCGAUAGAGUUCCGUUUUCUUGGGAGCAAGCUCCGGGCAAGCCGAAGGAUUACGUCGAGAGAUGUGAUGCUUCCACUGAUGAUGGCGCCGCCGCCACCCCUCGCCCGACGCUUCCACCCGGAUGGUGGCGGCCACCGGUUCAAACAAAUAGCGGUGACGACGACAAUAACUCUAACAACGGUAGCUAUGUCUUGUCGGAUGUUGUGGAUGUUUUCUCAUUGUCAGAGGCAAUAGACAUAGUCGAAAAAGCUGAGAAAGCCCAUAAAUUUUCCGAUGAAUUAAAGCUAAAGCAACUAAAAUACGAAGAGGAAGAAGAAGAAGAAAGAAGUAAUAGUGGUUGUAACUAUAAGCUAUCGUCAAAUUUCAUGAUGGAGCGGUUUUUACCGGACGCAACAGCAUUGGCAGCUUCCUCAGUGUUGAAGUUGAAGUUGAACCACCAUGGAUUGUCCCCGCAGAGAGUGGCAAGACGACGACAACCAUUCUCUCCACCGGAGGGAUGUGGUCUAGAUGUUCUAUUCCCAUGGCGAACAAAGCACCAACUGUGUGGAGUAAAGAGUCCGGUAAGGCACGGUGGCCGGAGCUUGAAAUCGACAUCUUCUGCAAAACAAAAGAAACAACACUAAUUAGAUAUUUACUCACCCCCAAAUAUCCAUAGUUGUAUAAAGUUUACAAACAUAUAAUAUACAAAUUAAUGCACAACAUAAUUUUGUG